GAAUAGAUCUGUGUCGGUGGUUCACUCACUUAAUUGCAGUUGUUUUUGUUUUGGGUUGUUUUUCCAGAUUUUCUGUCAGAUUGUGGUCCAAUUAUAUGUUAUAUUUGAGAUGACGGGGGUUGAACACAUGGCCCAGCCAUAAUGGGGGCAGAUUUUUACAUUCGCUUGGAGACUGAGUGUGUGUGUGUGUGUGUGUGUGUGUGUGUGUGUGUGUGUGAGAGAGAGAGCGAGAGAUAAAAGGAGCAGGAGACCACAAGCCGACUGAAGCCGAAGAGCCAAGCAGUGAGUUUAGCAGCAGCAGGAAUGCUUCUGUGAACAAUCUGCAGGGCAGACGGGCCAAGAAGGAGAAAUGAGAACUAAGAACUGAUGAUCAUCUCUCACCUACUAAACUAUUUCUGAACUUGAGACUAAUCUAGCUCCAGAGAUGAAUAAAGAAGAAAAAGACCCAAGGAAGAACAAGACUUUGGAGACUUUUGGAUAUUUUAGGAUUUUUUCCUGCUGAUAUCAAGAAGAAAAUAGGAUUAAAGAAAAAAAGUGAAGAAGGUGUUUGAUUGGAAGAUCAGUCAGAAGAUGUUGAUGUCCGCUUUAUCCACACAGAUGCAAAGAAAAGCAGAAUGAAAGGAAAAAAUAUGAAAACCACAAUUAAGUAAAAAAACAAAACAGAAGAGAACAGACUUUUAGUCCACCUGUUAAUGGAUAAUAUGCUGUAGAGCAAUAUUUGUGUCUUAGUUUAAAUAAAGUAAGAAGAAAAAGGCACAACUGAAGAUAUACAGAAUACAGAUUUUAAUAAAUCAAACUGAGUAGCAGGUUCUGAUUUUGCAUAAAGGAACAGAGAAGUUCAAUAACAUAAAGUGGUCAGAGGAAAGAUGUGUGGAUAGAAGAGAAGAAAGACUAACAGGUUUGGAAAACCAAGAAAAAGAGAUUUACACACAAAAAAGAGUAGAAAGGUAAACACUUGAAAAAACUGCAGGUGUGACAAUGGUUUCUCUCAGAGCUUUCCUCCUCGUCCUCAUUUUCCACACUACAGUUGUGGUCCCAGCAGCCAGUGUAACCCUGAGCAGGCUGGAGCGCUGGGUCCGGUCAGCCCUCCAGUCACUGCAGUGGAACCAGCUGGAGCGCUGCCGUCGCCUGUCCUCCCUCUCUGAGGCUGAAUGCAGGCAGCACGCCCACCUGCCGCUGUCCUCGGUGGCUGUGUACGUGUCGGAGCCUUACAGUGUUGCAGGUCACUCUGACAAAGUUUUGGCCAUCCUACCAGACUCCUCCGUCGGGAUGUUGAGCUCCAAGCUACGGAGGCGCUUCAGCGGCAGCCAGGUGCUGAAUGGGAUGCAGGGUCCCCACAGACACCAGCAGUCUCUCCCUCGCUCCAUGGCCCAUGAUGCUGUGUUACUGCUAGAUCCAAGCCCUGGGGAGAACUUUGGACACCCAGUAGUCCUCUUCUAUGUGGAUGUGAAUGUGACAAAGAAAAGAUGCUCCCACUUAGAUGGCAUUUACCUGGGUGAUGAAUGUUUGACGCUAGCUUUAAAGGGUCGCUGUGAGAACCAGCUGAAGCAUCGUCACACCGGGGCAGAAAGGGUGAUUGGUAAUGGUCACAUGACAGUUGGGAUGCUACACAGUGGCACCAUUACCACCAGCGGUGGUAACCGUUUUUUAGAGCGUGCUAUUGGAGGGCUCUGUGAGGUCCACUUCCUCCCACUGGUGGUUGGAGUCAGAGACAGUAACCGAACACAAAGACUCAGAUGUGUUGACCACACAGACUUUGCAGCAUGUCCUCAGCUGCUGCCCAUGAGCUCUCCUAGUUUGCCCAUCUCAAGCUGUGAGCUGAAUAAAAACACGAGACGCUGCCAUCAGCAGCCACUGGGCACUCACCUCUCCUGUCGCCUCUACCAGACCUGUGACCAUGCUGUCCUCAUUUCAGGUGGCUGGCAGCAACAAAUGAUGUUCCAGCAUCAUGUUCAGAAUCUUCAGCGGUUCUACAAAAUGCUGCAGAACAACGGCUUCCAUAAGGAUCACAUUAAGAUCUUCUUUGGCAGCAGUGGACAGCUUCCUGAGGAUGUAGAGGGUGCAUACUCUGCAACAGAGAAAUCGGUGAUCCGUAACCACGUGUCGUACGUCUGCAGGAAGCAGCACUGUGCCGACAUGUUGGUUCUGUACCUGAACUCACCCACGUGCAAUGAUGGCACCAUGCUGUUGUGGGAUGCCAACCUUAAUGGCAUUGCAGAUCUAAAAGAACGCUACUCAGUCAACGAGCUGUUGGCCGACCUGGCCGGCUGCAGGGCAACUCGUGUCCUGCUGUUUGUGGAUCAGAGCUACAGCGGUGUCCUUUCCAAGAGGCUGCAAGGCUCUCAGAAACACCUCAAUGUGGUUCUAAUCCAGAACCAGGCCAGGCAGACUUAUGCCCACCUGAACCACAGGUUGAGUCCAGGCUGGGAGGACAGCAGCUGGUCCUUAAUCAGUCCUGCUACCUGCUUGCUGGACCACCUGGGAAAGGAUGUUGGGAUGUUUCGCCUUCUGGAGCCAUGGGCGGGUCUUUUAAACGUGACCUUGGCUGGUGCCCCAUGCAAUGCCACACCACCUCUAACAGAUAGCGAGAUGCGGCGAGAGUACCAGGGCUGCCAGAAUCUGCCGACUGCGCUUUGGCACCAGAAACACAGACGGGCGAAAUAAGCAGAGCAUGGAGACGUGCUGGGAGACUUUGAGAGAGGAUGAAUCAUGGACACACACACACACACACACACACACAUAGAAAUUUGCAAUGCAAAACUACAAUUUUGUUGCUGCGCGUGAGUGUGUGUGUAUUAACCAAUGUACACGGUGGACACUGCUGUGUGUGUGUGUGCCGUUUAUGUCCUAACUCUGAACUUGGACUGUAACCAUGAAGAUGACAGCUCAUCCCAACGGGAUUGUCCUGAACUCGGUGUUACCAGCGUGUGUGCUUGUUUGUAUGUGUGUGUGUGUUUGUGAGUUCAGCAAGAGGACAGGGGCUCUCAGAGACCAGCGCUAGCUGAUGCUCUGGCCAUUGUUGGAGUGUGGGACAGUGUGUACGCCGUAUCUCCUGGGCACUUAAAUGUUUUAGAUCCAAUCAUCCCUCUCUAUUUUUGUCUGUCCUUUAUUUAUUCUCAUUUGCCUUCUGUUCGCAUUUUCCACUUGUCCUGGACUUCUUUCUGCUUGUAUAUCGAUCGCUCUUAGUCUCUUUCCUUCCUCUGCAACACUUUUCUUCUUUUUGCUUUCACUCUAUAAGGAGCAUUCUCAUGUAAAGUCAGCAAACCUGUUAACCUGUUUUGACCAGAUUUGUAUAUCACUGUAUUCGCUUCUAUACAUGCAGGGUUUGUGUUUCGGUGACCAGUGAUAAUAUAUAUAUAAUUAUAUAUAAUUAGAUUAUUGGGGAUGCUGAAUGGCGAGUCUUUCUGCGGUCAAGGAAAGGCAUUCAGCGCCCAUUUAAUUGUCUGUAAGUCAGCAGCAACUGCAGCAUGGAGCUACAGCAGAUAUGUUUAAUGUUAGUGUUUAUAAAAACAGCUAAUUAUGUCUUUAUUGAAACAAAACGACUUUGAUCAUUUAGAUUUUUUGCUUCACAGAGGACACAAUUCUGCUGAUUAUUCAGAGAAGAAGAAGACAUAUUCCUUUGAUGCCGCUCAUUUCCAAAUGAUAACUACACAUUAGGAGUGUAAAACCGAGCCGACUGUCAAGGUGUUGCUGCUCACUUCAGGCAAAAUUCCUAAUGAUUAUUUUACAUCUUAAAAUGUAUCUGUUUUCACAGUAGAUGUCAGUAUUGUCUCUACGAUAUCAUGAACAUGUGUCAGGAAAUAAAAAACCGACCUCAUGAAAAGUCCUGGGCUACAGCAUCACAGGACUCCAUCCAUCCAUCCAUUCAUCCAUUUUCUUCAGUCCCCCUUUGAAGCUGGUAGUCCAGAGAGCUCUCCAAAUUUUACAGUGAUAGCAGGUGAUAGUGGGUCUGACUGUGAAACUGCAUGCUCAUUGGCUAACGAUAAAAAACAGAUGUUAUAUUUUUUUUUUCUUCAGAAUGACCCACAAAAGUGACUGAGCCCAUGAACUCAGCAGCAGAGCAUUUACAGAGAUCAGGUCAGAAACUGUUUCCUCGUAGACUUUUAUAGAAUCAAAGGAUUUUUAUUUUUUUGCAGCCACAGCGAUCAGCAUCUCAACAUCUGGGUUUUUAGGCAUUACAUUUCAUUUUUCAGACCCUAUUAAUCUUUUUUACUGUCUAUGGCCUAAAUGUCUCCCUAAUGGCUGAAAAAAAAGAUGUAUUCAUUACUUCCACCUUUACUACAAAACCAAGAUGGCAACUCUUAAAUGUACACCCUUCAUUCACCGAUUAACAGUCAGAGUACAUCUUUAAGGUUCUUCUCGUACACUUUGUGUUUGUCUGUUUGAACGCAGUCAUGCACUCAUACUAGAUAGGAAUGCACCAUUCCACGUUUCUUCCCAGUUCCGAUACAUUGCUAGUGUCUUGUCUUUAGGUGUUUGCUGUGUUAAAUUAAUAAACUGUA
Molecule: messenger RNA, 4502 nt
Organism: Oreochromis niloticus (Nile tilapia)
Lineage: Eukaryota; Metazoa; Chordata; Actinopteri; Cichliformes; Cichlidae
Exons: 9
Coding region: 979-2664 (561 amino acids)
Source: RefSeq, a predicted model, not a curated record